Molecule: messenger RNA, 1358 nt
Organism: Gadus macrocephalus (Pacific cod)
Lineage: Eukaryota; Metazoa; Chordata; Actinopteri; Gadiformes; Gadidae
Gene: adkb
Product: adenosine kinase b
Exons: 9
Coding region: 147-902 (251 amino acids)
Biological process (GO): purine ribonucleoside salvage
Cellular component (GO): nucleus; cytosol
Molecular function (GO): adenosine kinase activity
Source: RefSeq, a predicted model, not a curated record
CUACUCUGACCAAUCAAGGGCGACUCCAGAUAGGACUGCUCCGUACUGGAAUUUAGUUGGGAACCACGUUGGUUUGUCUCAGAUCGCCAGUAUCUUGAUCAUUAUCCAUAUCCUUUAGUUCUCCCUAUUUUUGACAGUUUGACAGGAUGCCAACUGCAAGUGAAAAUGCGCUGUUUGGGAUGGGCAAUCCCCUGCUGGACAUUUCGGCUGUGGUGGACAAGGACUUCCUUGACAAGUACGGCCUGAAGCCCAACGACCAGAUCCUGGCCGAGGACAACCACAAAGCCUUGUUUGAAGAAAUUGUGAAGAAAAGCCACGUCGAAUAUCAUGCGGGAGGCGCAACCCAGAACUCGGUGAAAAUCGCACAGGGUUUCUUCCUGACGGUGUCCCCGGAGUCGAUCCUCAAGGUGGCCAAACAUGUGUCUGAUAACAACAAGGUGUUCUGCAUGAACCUCUCUGCGCCGUUCAUCAGCCAGUUCUUCAAGGAGGACCUGAUGAAGAUCAUGCCCUACGUCGACGUCCUGUUUGGCAACGAGACGGAAGCGGCCACCUUCGCAAAGGAGCAAGGCUUCAAGACGGAGGACAUCGCCCAGAUCGCCAGGGACUGCCAGAACCUGCCCAAGCAGAAUGAGAAGAGGCGGCGGGUGGUGGUCUUCACCCAGGGGAAGGACGACACCGUGGCCACUGUCGGUGACAAGGUGACCACGUUUCCUGUUGUGGACAUUGACCAGAGCGCCAUCGUGGACACAAAUGGCGCAGGCGAUGCCUUUGUGGGAGGCUUCCUGUCCCAGCUGGUGGUGGAAAGCCCGCUGGAGGAGUGCAUCCGGGCGGGGCACUACGCAGCCAACGUCAUCAUCCAGAGGGUCGGCUGCACCUUCCCGGAGAAACCGGACUUCCAUUGAUGUCCAUGAGCACUGUUUUUGGCGUUUCGGCUGAUGGAACAGUUUAUGUUCAGGGUUGUUUUUGUUUUGUUCAUGGGACUAACCGUCGUCGUCGAGGCCUUGAAUGCGCAGAGUGUUCCUUCUGUUCGCAGCUUAAGAGAGGCAAUGGAUGACCGUUUAUUAACUUGUUGCCAUAUGUUUGCCUCUUCCCACUGUUCCUUGGCUCUCGUGCCCGCGGUGUCUUCGGCCCUAAAGUGGGCCGAGCCGCGAUCGGUUAAAACCAUCCAACUGCAGCUAAAGAAUUCUGACCAUAUUUUGGUUUUAUAAUGCAAAUAACAUCAUUUAUAACCAUAUAUAAUAGUUAUACCAAUCAUUGUAAGUCUUAAUCCCACCAUGAUUAAAGUAACUUAUUUAUAAGUUUCUCUAGUAUUUUACUUUUGAAAAGUUUUGCAUUAAAUAAAUAUUUCUUUGCAAAUA